Plutella xylostella (diamondback moth) is the source of this 1186-nucleotide messenger RNA. RefSeq names its product putative oxidoreductase YtbE. The record is from RefSeq and is a predicted model, not a curated record. NCBI's taxonomy places the organism in Eukaryota, Metazoa, Arthropoda, Insecta, Lepidoptera, Plutellidae.
UGUUGUGAAAUGUGAAUGGGAUUUCCAAAAUUAAUAAAUCACUCAUACACAUAAUAAGGAUACCUAUAAUCUUCCAGUUCCACACUCUGCUGUGCAUUGCCUAUAGUUUUCUGCAUUGCCGUUAAGUUAAAAUAACGUUAAAAAUGUCGUCAUCUCAAAAAACUUGCAAAAAGUUUGUUUUAAAUAAUGGAUUGGAAAUGCCAGCUGUUGGAAUGGGCACAUAUCGUAUUCGUAACGAAAGUGUCCUAAUGCAGGCUGUUGAUGAUGCUUUGAGGACUGGCUACAGGAUGUUUGACACAGCAGCAGUGUAUGGAAAUGAGCAGUAUCUCAAGAAGGCAUUCAAUCAACUGUUACCAAAAUAUGGACUUGAAAGAGAAGACAUUUUCAUUACAACCAAAAUGGCACCCUCAGAUCAUGGUGGCAAUGAAAUAACAGAAAAAGCUUUCCUAAAAUCACUGGACAAUCUUGGCUUGGAAUACAUAGACCUGUACUUAAUCCACUUUCCCGGCACUGCAAGAAUCCCAACAACAGAUCCAAGGAACAAAGAAUUGAGAGGAAACACUUGGGCCAAACUAGUAGAGAUCUACGACAGUGGGAAAGUGAAAGCUAUAGGAGUCUCAAACUACACUGUCAGACAUUUGAAAGAACUGGCUGCUAACAGUCACGGGCUCAUGCCAGCUGUAAACCAGGUGGAAUGGCAUCCAUACUACUUCCAGCCAGAGCUUCUGAAGUAUUGUAACGACAAUGAUAUCCUACUACAGGCAUAUUGUUCUUUGGGAGGUACAUCAGCUCAAAAUGCAUCAUUAUUAGAAGAUCCUGUAGUUGUUAACAUAGCAAAGAAACUGAAUGUGACAAGGCCACAGCUCCUACUAGCCUGGGCUAUACAGCAAGGUGUGGCUGUAAUACCUAAAUCAACAAAUCCAGAGCAUAUAAAACAGAAUAUUGAAUUGGAGUUUGUCAUUCCAAAGAGUGAUCUUGAAGCCCUAAAUGGUCUUGGUAGGAACAACAUCAAGUAUGCUUGGGAUCCUUCAGAAGUGGUGUAGGUUAACAGAAAAGUGAUCCGUCCAUUACAGUACAAUGUUUUGUUUAUUUUUGUGCACAUAAUGCUAAAGAAUACUCUUAAUUAUGUAAGUUUGUUUUAGACAUUUUAAAUGUAUUUAAGUACCUACCUAUUUUUUUUUACAAG